CUUGCGAACCAACAUUGUUGAAAAAAGGGGACAUAAAAAAUGAGAAUACCGACAAGGAACGCGUCCCUGGCCACCUGAGUGGAAGUCUGCCCGGUGCUGUUCUCGUUUCUAGAUCAAACACUGUGACAUUGCCGCCGCGCUCUUCUCUCGUCGACCUUCGUUUGUUCGUCGUCUGCGUUCAGUCGACGUCACAGCGUGGUAUUGAUCGCUGUGUUGUUGAUUUCGGCGAGGGGAAUCUGCCGACGUUCUACUAGGACUGGAAGGAUGUACAGACGCUCUAGGUCGGUGGAUCCUAAUGAGUCUCGGUCUGUAGUGGAGAGAGACCGGGUCACCACCAGACCAUGGGCAGGUGCCCGCCCCAGACCCGAGAGAGCGAGCCGGACCUACAACAGAUCGAGCCGCAGGAUGACGGAGACUGACGCCGCGCGACUAGAGGAGAAACUCAAAGAGUUCCAGGAGGAACUAGAGAGGGAGAAGGACGAGCAUCAAAUCCCGGAAGAGCCCGUCUCGAUGUCGGUGGACGCGGACGUGAAGGUGGAGCGGCGGAAGCGGAACCUGAUCUUCGACGAAGAGCGUUUUGAGGAGACGUUCCUUAAGUGCCUCAUCUGCCGCGAGAACUACAACUCGCACGACAAGCUGCCCAAGAUGCUGCCCUGCCACCACACGUUCUGCCUCGACUGUCUGCGCCAGAUGUGGCGCGUCGAGGGCGAGUUCCGCGUCAACCUCACAUCCGCAUUCAGGGGAAACAUGCCGCUCGCCGUCAAGAUCCAGUGCCCGACAUGCCGCGACGGAUUGAUCACGUCCGAGGCGGAGGUGUGCCGUCUGCCCAACGACCACACGAUCGUCGAGUUGCUCACGUUCGUGACAGCCACGGGCAAGUCCGACGUCCAGUACUGCAGCAAGCACCAGAUGCAGCCGCUCAACUUCUUCUGCGAGCCGUGCAUCGCUCCCGUCUGCUGCGACUGCACCGUGCUCGACCACAAGGAGUCGCAGGGCCACGUGGUCGUCAACGUGGACGAGGCCCUGGAGAAGUACACGCCCAUCGUGGACAAGACGAUGGAGGACAUAUCGGCCGAGCGGGAGGUCCUCGACCAACAGCGCAACAACCUGCUGAAGGCCGGCGAGAACAUGAACGAGAUCGAGUUCGCGAUCGGGAAGAAGAUCCGAGACGCAUUCAACAGACUACGGGACACCGUCGACGAGCGGGAGAAGGAACUCUUCCAGCUGUCCGAGUUCGAGAUCAACCGGAAGCGACAGCUGCUUGAAGGUCACCUGCAGAAGGUCACGGACCGGGAGAGCGCGCUGAAGACCCAGUUUGACGCGCUGCAGCAGGCUAGGUCUCACAAGGACAUCAGCACGAUGUUUAGCGGACACAAGGCGUCCACAGACGUCCUGUCCCAGGAGGUUGCUAUAGACACGCACUGCACGGACACAUUCUCCGUUUCAUUCGGUUUCAACGAAACGGACGAACAGAAAAUCUGCGAUUCCGUCACUAAUAUGGGUGACAUCAUGUUUCAAGAAUAAACUAGCCUUAGACUCGCUCUGUACAUUGAUACUAUUUGUGUUUCCAGUUGGUGCAUUAACAACACAUUCCGUCGACAGAUGUAUAAGAAGUCGAAACUUUCGAUGAUGCAAAUUGCCAGUGAUUUUAAACUGUGAUUUUUGCUUAUCAGGUGGAUACAGCUGCAUUCUUGAGUUCCAGUAUAUUGUAGAUAAAAGACUUAAAAUAUGGUGAUUUUUAACAGUGAGAAUACCGUUAUGGCUACACUUAGUUCUGAUGAAUAUCAUAACAGUAACACCAAGGCGCAAAUCCCAGUAUUCCUUGAUCCGUACGCGGAUAUGUAUACGUAAUCCAUAAUGCGUAGAGUGAUCGGAUACGCAGACGCGUACCACAUACAUGUACGUACAGAGACGCGUACCACAUACAUGUACGUACAGAGACGCGUACCACAUACAUGUACGUACAGAGACGCAUAAAUGAUAUCUACGCAACCUAUCUGUAUAGAAAGUUGUUAAGAUCACGCAUUGCAGAUUAUGUAUUCGUAUACGCACACGAAUUAGAGACAAACUGAAUCUGCGCCUACGACUGUCUUGUGUCUAAUUUAAAACUGUCUUGUGUCUAAUUUAAAACUGCGCCGCAAGUGGUGAACAUGUAGAACAAACGUUUUGGGAAGCAAUUGAUUGGACUUGUCAAUGUGUCGGGUAUCUGAUCAUACUGUGCCUCGCUGCGUGUUAAAGAACAACGCCUUGCCAGUGUUGUUUAGUUCACGGCAGUAGCCGUGGGUGAUGUCUGGCAGAUCUCUAUCCUAACAGUGUUAAAGAACAACGCCUUGCCAGUGUUGUUUAGUUCACAGCGGUAGGCGUGGGUGAUAUCUGGCAGGUCUGUAUCCGAAAACUGUUCAAGAAUGCUUGUCGUGGACCAAACCCUUGACUUCGCUGGAUAGUUCUAUAAAAAGAGGGAGAUAACGAUUUACCACUGACAUAAAUUAAAUCAGUGCUUGACACACGAAUUCUGUAUAAGGCAUUAUUUGCUACUAACGUUAUGCAAGCAGAAUAAACCUAUAAAACCAAUAAGAGAUAUCUGGCAAGUUCUUGUUCAUGUGACUAUCUCGGGUUAACAUUAACUGCACGGUGAAGUCAGUUUGGAGAGGUUAAUCUUCAGGUUUGACAUGACGUCACGGGAGGAUAUUUUAUGACCAGUAAAUGGGUGAUAUUCAUAUCACGUCAAUACACUGCAGUUAUUCCGUCACAGCAAGUUAUCCACGCACGUGUAUUUAUUUGUGUAAAUAGUUAACAAGCUUAGCUUCUAUAGCAAUGGCAGUAAGUGUAUCCUGCACAUGAACCACGUUUUACAGUAGCUUUUUGUUCGUUUUGAACAUUCCUGUUUCACCAUUCCAGCUGUUUCCCAAUCCAACCUAAUACAUGGCUAAAACGUAGAACAGAGUAAACUUCAGUUUUAUAUUUUUAAUAAUAGAAACAGAAUUACCAUGUUUAUUUAAGUUACUCUCUCUCUCUCUCUCUCUCUCUCUCUCUCUCUCUCUCUCUCUCUCUCUCUCUCUCUCUCAGUCUCUCUCAGUCUCUCUCUCUCUCUAGUGUUGCCGUUAAUUGUAAUUGUCCACCAUACACUAAUGCUCAUAUUACAUACAUUAAUAGUUUUAUAUUGGCUUGCAAUAAAUGUAUUAUAUUGACUAGAAAACCAACACGUUUUCAUUUUGCCUAAAUGUUUAAAACGUCCGCAGUAUUUAUUACCCCAUCCGUGCCUAAUGCCACACAACAUCGUAAGGGUUUGGGUUUGGGUUAGGGUUAGGGUUAGGGUUUGGUUUACGUUCUGCGCGUAAACAAUUCCACGACUAGACCACAAUUCGUAUUACUACCAACCGCACAACUAAUAUGGGUUAAAGUUCACAUAGAUCUUUGUUUUAAUCCUUGAAAUGCUCCAACUUCCGUAAUGAUGUAAUUGUCUGCGUGAAAUGGAUGCCAAUCACGUGUAAACGUGUGACCGUAAGUCGCAGACGUAAACGAUAUUUUGUGAAAUGGGUCCCCGAAUACUAUGCUACACGAACAUGUACAUCUAUCAGUGUCUGAUAACAGUAUUUAUAUGUUCUAUACAUGUUUAGCGAUAUCUGAUAACUAUUUAUAUACAUAGUACGCAUUUUUAUAGCAGCAAUGGUGCUAGUGUUUUUAUGUGUACAGACAAACUGGCGACUUCGUAUUAAACGUUUCUUUUAAUU
Messenger RNA from Gigantopelta aegis, 3731 nucleotides. Its product is annotated as tripartite motif-containing protein 2-like. Gene Ontology annotation, molecular function: zinc ion binding; ubiquitin-protein transferase activity. The record is from RefSeq and is a predicted model, not a curated record. Gene Ontology annotation, biological process: positive regulation of DNA-templated transcription. NCBI's taxonomy places the organism in Eukaryota, Metazoa, Mollusca, Gastropoda, Neomphalida, Peltospiridae. Bases 265 to 1524 code for a protein of 419 amino acids. The transcript is spliced from 3 exons. Gene Ontology annotation, cellular component: nucleoplasm; chromatin.